AUGCCUAUCCCACCUCAUUCUUCAGCUGGUCCAUCAGGCUCCCACGGCUCAGCCGUUUCGUCAGGCGCCCACGCCCCAGCCGGUUCGUCAGGCUCCCAUGCCCUAGCCGUUUUUUCAGGCUCCCACGCCCCAGCCGGUUCGUCAGGCUUCCACGCCCCAGCCGGUUCGUCAGGCUCCCACGCCCCAGCCGGUUCGUCAGGUUCCCACGCCCCAGCCUGUUCGUCGUGCUCCCACGCCUCAGCCGGUUCAUCGUGCUCCCACGCCUCAGAAGGUUCGCCGUACUCCCACGCCUCUGCCGGCUCGACGGGCUUCUACACAUCAGCCGGCAUUUCCAGCACCCCUGCCUCGGACGGCCCGUCAGGCUCAUCCAGAUAG
Messenger RNA from Salmo salar (Atlantic salmon), 375 nucleotides. NCBI's taxonomy places the organism in Eukaryota, Metazoa, Chordata, Actinopteri, Salmoniformes, Salmonidae. The record is from RefSeq and is a predicted model, not a curated record.